Cordyceps fumosorosea ARSEF 2679 is the source of this 2085-nucleotide messenger RNA. RefSeq names its product Mediator complex, subunit Med1. NCBI's taxonomy places the organism in Eukaryota, Fungi, Ascomycota, Sordariomycetes, Hypocreales, Cordycipitaceae. The record is from RefSeq and is a predicted model, not a curated record. Gene Ontology annotation, molecular function: transcription coregulator activity. The transcript has 2 exons. Gene Ontology annotation, biological process: regulation of transcription by RNA polymerase II. The coding region runs from base 1 to 2085 and encodes 694 amino acids. Gene Ontology annotation, cellular component: mediator complex.
AUGUCGACGCCGACGCCAGCGGCUAUGAAGCAUGCGACUUCGCAGCAAGGCCGCACUCCUUCCGGCCAGCAGGGCCGCACGCCGUCGCACUUUCCCGCCGCUACGCCGCCCGUCUCCACGCCCUUCAACGCCGCCCAGGCUGCCUUCUCCCCGCGCGGCCAGCAUUCGUCGCCGCAGCACGUCAAGAAAUCACCUGCUACCAUGGGAAUGACGGGUCAGUCAACCAUGGCCGCUCUCAACUUCGACAGCCCCUCGACGGCAGCAGCUAUGGGCGCCCUCGUGAUGGGAAACGGCUUCGAUAUGGGGCUCGAAGGCGUCGCGGGCCUCGACGGCGUCGGUGGUGCCUACGCCAGCGAGGAGGAGAAGCUGCGGCGACUGGAGAACAUUAUAAAAAUGUUGAACGUACGGGAAAAGAAGGGCAUGGUCAGCGACGCAGGCCUCGAGCGACUCGCACAACGGCUGGGGAUGGAAAUCCUGUCCGAAGAACAUUCUACACCCGGAGGCCACAAAACGAAAACGUUAGCCAUUGCCGGAUCUGCUAUUGCCCUUGAUAUUGUCUUGGACAACAACAUUGUCCAGAAUGCGACACUCUCGUACCAUGGAAAUGCAGACUCUGUCACAAAACACAUCGAUGCGGCGAGUCAGAUACUUCUCAAGGAUCUGCAGCUUUCUUCUGGCCAGAGCCCUCUGACUAAGACGCUGGAGAGGUUCGCCAUCAACUUUGAGCGUCUUGCGAGACUGGACAAGCUCAGCAUUGUGCCUGGGUUGGAUUGCCACGAGGCGCUGUCGAGCAUGCAUUCUAGCCUGGGGCGCUUGUAUGGCUGGGAUCUAGAGCAGCUGCGCCGAACCAUGACUGGCAGGCCAGAUUCCUUGAUAGAAAGUUCUGCCAUGUGCACCCGGCACGGCAGACCAGUCAUGCACGAGCGCGGCCAGGUCGGGCUGGCUCUACAGUACUGGAAGGAGAGGAGAUUUAUCGCACCGCGAGCGGGACAGGAAGCGAGCGCCCAGAACAAGGUAUGGUCCAUGCUCCUUGGCUGCGCUGCCAUUGAUGGCGUGGGACUACCGCCCGUUCGGGUGUCAGAGAAUUGGAUCUCCAAAGACAUUGUCAAGCAGGACGACAUGAGCGGCGCGUUGAGUCCUCCCCUGGACUGGCAGGAGCCUGAUAAUGUUUCAUUACCCCAAAACGACGAAAAUAAGGACGCUGGCAUGGAUAUGCUCCAGGCUGACCUCUCCACCACCAGAGUGCCGCGCGUCAUGUUCACAGCUACUUUUGAUCCACCCAUUAUUCUCCCGCAGAGCGAAUGGUCGCGCUUCUACGCGAUUGUCGGGCUCGAGCCACCGAUGAUGACCAUGAUCAACGAGUUCAACCGCCAGCCUCCCACCUUUGACCAGCUCUUCUUCCCGGUGAUGCCAGGCACGAAGCAAGAUAUCAGCGAGCCACGCACCAUUGUUCGCAGACACCAGGUGCCCAUGAUCAACACAUACAAUGACUCCCUGACCAGGACGCAUAAGAACAGCCUAUUCAUCUACAAGCCCAUAUACUCACAAGAACUGUCAGAGCUUCCAUUUGGGCAUCCCCGCCAGCUUAUCGAAAUGCUGCCGGUGCUUCGUCAAUAUGCAUUCUUGUCGACGUUGUUGGAGAGUAGCUUUGGCCGAAAGGACGAGUCCACGGCUGAGAGUGGCGGAAAUCACAAGGCGGAGGAAAAUGAGGCCGAGCAGUCGGAUAGCUCGACCAUGAAGGAUCAACUCGCCGAGUUUAUGAACCUGGAUAAAUCCGAUGCGAAAUCAAACGCCGGGAUGCCGGUUAGCGUUCCGGCAGACCUCUCGCUGGACGUCAUCCUCUGGGUACAUCCGUCGCCGCACAUGCAGGUCGUCUUUCCCAUGCGUGACACGACGGCCAACAUCACGCUAAGCAUCCUUGAAGGAGGCCUGGUGCAAAUCAUUCAUGAAAAUGUCAUUGGUGAGGAGCCGGGCCCUGUCAAGGAGAUUAACGGGAGCAACGUGACGAGGGAGCAGCUGGCCAAGGUGCUGGAGCAUCUCGAGGACCUGAGCAAGUGGGCGGAAUGGAUUCGAUCCCGGUUGUAA